This is a messenger RNA of Cotesia glomerata, 1196 nucleotides long. Its product is annotated as E3 ubiquitin-protein ligase XIAP-like. Lineage: Eukaryota; Metazoa; Arthropoda; Insecta; Hymenoptera; Braconidae. The coding region runs from base 132 to 560 and encodes 142 amino acids. The transcript is spliced from 2 exons. The record is from RefSeq and is a predicted model, not a curated record.
UUAAAAAUAUUUUCACUGGAAAGAAGUUAUGUAAGCCACUUGAUAAGCUCUGGCAAAAUAUCGGCGAAUCUCAAAACUGUCAAGAUUUCUUAAAAAAAACCGGGACAUUAUUAACUCCAAUUUUGAAAAAUAUGACAGUUGCUGGCAUCAAUUUAUCACCUCAGUUUAUGUUAAUGAGACGUGAAGACAAUAACCCAGAGAUAGCUUUAACCUUGGAUGAGAUCGUUCGUCGUUCAAAUCAAAAUUUACUCGCCAACGAACCCAUAAACAAUGAUUUGGGAAGGUUAGAAAUGGAAUUAGCAGCAACGGACCAAUCAGAAGAAGAAGAAGACGACGACAACGACGACGAAGAAGAAGAGGAAGAAAUCUUCAUGUGCUGCAUUUGUAAAGAUAGGCGUCCAAUUAUGAGAUACCAACCGUGUGGACAUGUAGUAACUUGUGAGCAAUGCAAUAUUGGAUGGCUUCAAACAAGACGGGUCGAUGGCCGAGAGAUGGAUUGUAUAAUGUGCAGGGCUGCGAUUAAUUUAGUUGAGUUUGCAGAGUUGGAGGUAUCAGUAUGAGUAUGAAACAUUGGUAACUAAUUUUAAGAUAUUUUUAUUGAGGUUGAGCUGUAGUAAUCAAAUUUUUGAAGAUACUAUUUAAUAAUAUAUUUUUUAGACAUAAAUAAUUAUAAGUUAAAAUGAAGUUAAACAUUAUAUAACUGGGAUUUGCAAGUAUAGUAACUAAAAAGAUUUUAUUCAAAAAUAAUAUUAGCACAGGACAGCCUCAUUAUUAGUCGUAGCUAUUAAUAUUUUUUUAGAAUUUCAGAAAUUCACUUAGUAGUCCUAUUAGAGAGUUCAAGUUCUUCCAGAAGACCACAGUUGGGAUAAUUACAAUGAUUAUUCAAUUUAUUUAUGUAGAUCUGAGUGUAUGUGUGAUUGAGGCACGGAAAAGAGAAUAAUUAAUAAUUAUUAAAAUGUUUGUUUUAGAGUAUAGAAACAAUUUGAUGAAUAAUUUUUAAAUUUGAUUAAAAUAAUUAGUCUGAAAUCUCUUUUUCGUGUGGUUUGAGGUCAUUAUGUGGAUGACCGACUGUACUUGGCUGGGUUUAACCGAGAUUUCCCAAAUAAGCCACUGCAAAAUUGACAUUGCAGGUGAAUGCAGUACAGUGGUGAAGUCGUGCUCGGACGCACAGGUACAUCUUUGUCAAUAAAGAUGAA